Molecule: messenger RNA, 1426 nt
Organism: Silurus meridionalis
Lineage: Eukaryota; Metazoa; Chordata; Actinopteri; Siluriformes; Siluridae
Product: cell growth regulator with RING finger domain protein 1-like
Exons: 7
Coding region: 40-1068 (342 amino acids)
Biological process (GO): negative regulation of cell growth
Source: RefSeq, a predicted model, not a curated record
GUGUCUGUGUGUGUGUGUGUGUGUGUGUGUGUUUCCGGUAUGGCGGCGGAGUUUAUAGUUAAACUGUAUGAAUAUUCUCCUUUAUUCUACAUCAGUGUGGUAGCGGUGUGUUUCAUCCUCACUGUAGCAGCAGUGCUGGGCUGGUUCGGCUUUGAUGUACCAGUAAUUGUGAGAAGUUCAGAUGAAGGUGAUUAUGUUCCUCCAGCUCCAGAAAAGAAGAUGGUUCAGGUUCUCAAUCCGUUCUGUCUGGAGAUCCACAAAAACACCUCACUAACGUGGUGUGUGUCUGCAGCCAUGUUGUUUAGAGGACUGUGUGUUGAGUUGUUAUUGGGGCUGCAGUGUUCAGGUUCUCCAGUUCGCCCUGCAGGAACAUCGCUACACACGACGACUGAACUCUGCACACUUAUUCCAACAGGCCUUACAGGGGCAAUACCUGCACUGCCACACCUUCACGUAUCCUUACAGGGGCAAUACCUGCACUGCCACACCUUCACUAUAAGUAAAGGUCAGAGGUCAGAGUGCUUCACGCAGAUGCCUCCUGAUCUUGGAGUGAGAGAUUUCGGGUUCCUUCCAAGAGAUCGAUAUCCGCUAGUCGCUGUUCUCACCUUAGCUAAAGCUGAGGAGAGAGAUACCUACAACAUUGUGGUGAGUGUUACAGUUCUUCAUGUUCCUGAUGAGAAGUACCGUCUCUCUGCGAGGAUCCUGUUCCAUGUCCUGCUCACUGCUGAUGGAAACAUGUUCGACCUGAAGCCGCUCUUCAUGUCCACGGAUGGUGUGAGCUCCAGCUCUACUGAGGAAGAGGCACAGCCACGGGAAGCAGAAGUGGAGGAUGAAGAGGCGGAGUCAGAUGAAGAGGGGGUGUGGUCAGGAGCUUUAGGGCGGGACUGUGUUGUGUGUCAGAAUGCAGCGGUGAACCGUGUGUUAUUACCGUGUCGUCACGCGUGUGUGUGUGAUGAGUGUGUGUGGAGGUUUCAGCACUGCCCCAUGUGCCGAGCCUUUGUCUGUGAGUCCUUCACCCUGUCUCCGCCCACAGCCACGCCCCCUGGUCCUGAGGGGUGGAGCUUAUAACCAACCCCCCCACCACACACACAGUUACAGUUUUAUUUUUAUUUAUUUAAAAUUUCUUUCUGAACCUUUUAAUUUGACUCUCGUCUGAAUCUGAUGUCACUCCUGUAGCUUCUGCAUGUGUCCGUGUCCCACACUGACCUCAGGGGAACAUCUCCAGGGUCCUCAGGAGAAAUGCUGUUCCUGAAACAGCGCAGCUUCCUCCACAGUUUACAUUUCACAAUUCCAGACUUCCUGAAAGAUUUAUAAGACCAUAUAUAAGACUAAAGAAGUAUCUGAUUAUGGAGGAUAAAUCUUCUCAUUUGCUACGGGAUCAAAAACUUCACCACUCCAUCAAAUACCAAUAAAUCUAUAACGUUUA